UUUUUCUCAGGGCGCGUAUUUUUGAGAGCUCAGCAAAAAAGAGUUUUACUGUUUAUAACAAAAAAUUUUAAGAGCAAACUGUCGCUUAAGCCAGGAAGGUCACAGGUUGACGACCGACGACCGCCACCUCUCUCCCUCCCCCCGUAGAUUGAGGUUAUCCCUGUUUACAACGCACUCACGCCGAGUGCUCGGCUUGCUUUGGCUCAUUUAGCCCCUGGCACGAAUUUCCAGAACCGUGCUAUGUCGAUCAGAGGGUCCAAUAAAUUUGUGACUUCGACGAAAUCAAAACGAAUAGAUACAGAAAUGGCCAGUUUCUGACACUACCUGUGGAGAGAAAAAAAUAGAGCAAGAAGAAAAAGUCAAGAAGAAGCACGAAGUUCUCUCAUCAUCUGUAUCUGUCAAACGAAAGGUUAGUGGUUUUAAUGGCGCUGUUACAAGAAUCUCAUGGCUGACGGGGACCAAAGGAUCAUGAGCCGCGGUGCCAGUCCUUCCAAAGAUGGAAAACCUCCGUACAGCUAUGCUGCACUCAUACGCCUUGCUAUUAGUAAUGCCCCAUCUGGGAAGAUGACUUUGAAUGAAAUUUAUCAAUAUAUUAUUCACGCUUUCCCAUACUACAGAGCGAUUGGAACAGGAUGGAAAAAUUCCAUCCGUCACAACCUAUCUCUUAACAAAUGCUUCACUAAAAUAUCACGUACUAAAGAUGAUCCUGGCAAAGGAAGCUAUUGGAUUAUUGACUUCAACUACAACAAUUCUGACGGUGCUGCUCGAAAAAAACGUCAACCAUCCUCAGCCUCUGCUGUGGGAAGGCAAUUACCUGCGCCCUAUAGCCCUGAAUGCAGCAGCAAUAGCAGUGACUUUGCUCGUCAACAUACUGCUGUUGCGUCAAAUGGAGAUACUGGGCAUGAGGGUACAUCAGAUAGCACUCUAGAAAGCUGUGUGCAGAACAACAUCCCAACCGGUGCCGCUAAUGGAAAUGAAGACACUAAAGCAUUUGAUAAUUUGCCAGAGGAGACACCUUGUGUGGAUGACUUGGAUUUAUGUGAUGAAAAGGAGCUGUCUGCUGUUUUAACUGGUUUGCUGUCACAAUAUGGAAUGCUCCCACCAGGAGAAUUGUCUCCAGGGGAGGCAAGCAACACUUUCCCUGAUAGUGUUUCAUCUCAUCAAACCUCAGCCAGCACUCGAGAUCAAAGUGAAUAUGUACAAGAGCCAGUGUCUAAAUACUCUUCUGGUGCACAGCACGAGCAGACACAGGCUCCACUUGCUGGGAUGGUGCACUCCCCCACACUAAUGGAAGAGGAACCUCAAAAUAAAAAUCGUGUGGUUUGUGAACCAAAACAUGUGACACAAGUGCUUCAAUCCAGUGAUCUUGAAAAUCAGUGCAACUUCAGUUCAGGCUGUGGACUGCAAACAUAUUCUGAACAAAAUCAUUAUUAUGGAAGCAAUUCUCAUAAUUUGCAGCCCAAUCACCAUCAUAUGCAGUCCAGCGUACCACAACACAGUUCAAGCUGGAUGCAGCCGAUGGAUUACUACAACAACCAGUCAAAUUAUUUUAGUGCAGAUAAUAGAGCUGUUCAGUAUAAAUCGUAUGGAUCUCAUUAUUACCCACAAAUGCAUCAGCAAGUUAACAAUAAUUGUUCUCAAUAUAGUAACAAUGGAUAUUGUGCCCCUGUUUCAACACACCCCUCAUCAGGUUCGAUAGGAAAUUUUUCUCAUCAAACUUCAUGGCUCAGAAAUGGUGGCGUAGAUUGUAAUUGGGAAAACACUCUCUAAUAUGUAUUGUUAUUAAUACUGUAAUUAGAUAUGUACCUCAUUUGUUUGGUUGUGUUCAUUGUGUAAGACUGAAUACUGUUACUGUUUCUUUAGACCUCAUUUCCCCACUGUCAAAUCUUUACACUGUUAAUUGUUACUGGGCCUCUGUAGACUUAAUCCAUCGUUAUGUUUCCUCAAAUUUUGUUUAAUUUUCUGAGUAACUUUGUGUCAUCAUCUUAAAAUGAGGUAUGGUUUCAGAAACAUUUUUCCUCUUUAACAUGUUUAAAAUUCGCAAUUGAUGACUAUUUAUAUGAUUGUGUUACCUAUCUUGUGAUGUCUAAACUUUGUUGUUUUCUCUAUUAUUUGUUUUACACAGAUUGUUCUUUCUUUUUGUUUUUAAACAAAAAAAAAUUAUAUUAGAUAAGUUAGAGCAUAUUAUCAGUUCAGCAUCAAUUAGAGUGAAAACCUUGGUUUAGGGUCUGUUGACGGCGGCGUGGACAGUAGGCUCGGUGUGCUUAAACCUUGACCAUAACGCAUGAAUGAACCGUACUGCCGCGGACUCUGGACCACCUGUACGCUCAUCCGGCUUGCUAGGCAAGAGCUGGAGGCUCACGCUGGACAGAGCCAUUUGUUGAAAGUCCAGCCUCAAAACUUAGACCCUUGUGGUCUGCAAAGCAACAAUAAAAUUGGCUAUCUUCUAUCAAAAUUUUCCCAUUUGUCUUGAAGAAUUUUCAUGUUAUUUUCCGUCUCAAAGACAGUAUCUACACUUCUACUAUUGUACGCAAAUGUAAGGAAGUUUUGAGCAUAUGUGCUGUUAUUUUUAUUUUUCCUAUUUUAAAUCGUGAUAGAUUGAGAUUCAAUUCUCUUGUGUGGUUACCUUAACUUUUACUACCAUUGUUAAGCUAUUUUUAAUGAAGUGCGAAUUAAAGCAUUUCUUUGUUGUGUAAGAAAGCUUGUUUGUCAGGAAAGUUAUUUAUCAACCAUGUUGUUCUAUUUAUAUCUUAGCAUUUUCAUCUAAGUUUAUUUGUUCCUCAAGGAAUUGUGAGUGUGUACUUAAUGUGUUUGUUUCUCUUGUGGUUUCCCUUUCUUUCUUUCUUUCUUUUUUAAUUUCUAAAAAGAAAGUUCAGUGACCAAUAAUAGAUUUAUCAAUAAGAUCUGGAGAAUGUCACUAUGUUCUCUUUAUGUUAGUGCAAUAUUACUUCCACAGUCACCACAGUUAGUGUGAAGAGGCACGCAACUAUCUCAAAUCAAAUCCAAGUAGGGAUUUGGUUUGUUUGUUAAUUGUACUGUACCAAUUCUGCUAUAUUAUUUGUGCUCACGCUCUUCAUGUUAGUUGAAUUUCAGAACUUUCCCUCCUCUAACUCUCUGAAUUCAAAAUGUGCAAUGCCUUUUUAGUUGUUAUAAAUCAAGGGCCAAUGAUUAAGUUACUUUUUAAAAUUUUCAAUGUGGGCAGGCUUGUAGAAUACAUUUUUUUUUUUCUAAAUGUGCUUAUGUAAUUUGUUUUAGUGGUAACUAAGCUUUGAAUUUUAUUUAAUUGUAGUUGUUUAGCUCUUCAUGUACAAGGUAUCAUGCAUUGAAUACUCAUUUUUCCUUCAACCAGAUUGUUGACUAUGUAUUUAUACUGCUUUGAGUUGUAAAUGUUCUGCAAAUCAAGACUAAAUCUGAUAUGGGAUAACGAAAUAGACGCAUUGAGCUUUAAGGCAGUAUUUACUUAGAGAACCGUUAUGCUUUGUGUGAAAUUCUUCUGGAUUCCACUAAAUUGUUCAUUGUAUACAUUUCAUAGCAUGCUCAGCGUCACAUUGUGUGUUGAAUGUAGAAUUGAAAUUGCUAUGUUAUUACCCAGCUCUCUGGUUUUGUUUCAAAACUUUUUUAGUCUUACUACCAUGCACAGCAUUCGCUGAUCUCAUGCAACCUUCAAUUGGCUACUACAGCAGAAUGUACCUGAAAACUUGUUGUGUCUUCCUUCAGCACCUUGUCAAUUGUUCCUGUGUUUAAUUUUUGGAGAUCAUACUCUGGUCACUAUCCCAACCGCUGUAUGUUAUAUCCACCUUUUGUCUUAGUUCCUAUUAGCUUUCCUUCAGUCAUUUGCUCAAUAAUAUUGGCUUCUCUGUGCCAUUCUUAGGCUAAAUUGUCGAGUUGGAAAUAAAUGUAAAAUUCAA
This is a messenger RNA of Thrips palmi, 3908 nucleotides long. RefSeq names its product forkhead box protein J3-like. The coding region runs from base 445 to 1770 and encodes 441 amino acids. The record is from RefSeq and is a predicted model, not a curated record. Lineage: Eukaryota; Metazoa; Arthropoda; Insecta; Thysanoptera; Thripidae. The transcript is spliced from 6 exons. Gene Ontology annotation, molecular function: RNA polymerase II cis-regulatory region sequence-specific DNA binding; DNA-binding transcription factor activity, RNA polymerase II-specific. Gene Ontology annotation, biological process: regulation of transcription by RNA polymerase II. Gene Ontology annotation, cellular component: nucleus.